Molecule: messenger RNA, 2680 nt
Organism: Oreochromis aureus
Lineage: Eukaryota; Metazoa; Chordata; Actinopteri; Cichliformes; Cichlidae
Product: high affinity immunoglobulin gamma Fc receptor I-like
Exons: 7
Coding region: 176-982 (268 amino acids)
Biological process (GO): cell surface receptor signaling pathway
Molecular function (GO): transmembrane signaling receptor activity
Source: RefSeq, a predicted model, not a curated record
GGAAACUACUUUAGUAAAGUUAAAUGAUUACAUUAAUUAGCAUUGAGUUGUAAAAGAAAUAGUAGAAAGUAGUAGUGGUAGUGGUAGUAAAACUGCUUUAGGAGCAGGAAGACAAACAGGAAGACGCCCUGCUCUCAGUUUUCACACUUUAGUAUUCAGUCUGCAACACGACAUCAUGGUGUUCAGAGCUGCCUGCAUCAAGCUGUUGAUAACUGUCAAGAUCCUGCUGUGUGCACAUGAUGACAACGUUGGUGCAGUUUUUCUUCGUGUUGUUCCAAACAGAUCACAGUUCUUUGAAUAUGAGCCAGUAACUUUUCACUGUGAGGGCGUCUCUCAUUAUAAUGGUGUACAUAAGUUGAGAGGGAAAAUAAAAUCAUGCACUAAUGAGAAAACAGCAACAGGAUUGUCCUGCUCUAUAAAAAAUCUUUAUACAGACGAGAGUGGAGAGUUCAUAUGUGAGACUGGAGGAGGGGAGAAAAGCAACAUUAUCAACAUCACUGUUGCUGCUGGUUCUGUGAUCCUGGAGAGUCCUGCUGUUCCUGUGAUGGAGGGAGAAGCUGUGACUCUGAGCUGCAGAAACAAGACAACUUCCUCCAACUUCAAAGCUGAGUUCUACAAAGAUGGACAACACAUCAGGAGCAGCUCCACGGGAAACAUGACCAUCGGCAGAGUUUCCAAGUCUGAUGAAGGACUUUACAAAUGCAGCAUUUCAGGUGCUGGAGAGUCACCAGUGAGCUGGCUGACUGUCACAGGUCAGAACACAGGAGCUCAUCCAGAUAUUCCCCAAAAGGAAAGCCCUGCUGCCACACCUUGGAUUAUUGUCACUGUUUUAUUGAGUGUUGUGUUGGUGGUGGGGGCACUGUGUCAUUUUGGGAAAGACUACUGGGACAGAGAUGAUGACACGUUAUAUUCUAGAGCCAUUUAUUACACCUUACACCCGGGUGAGACUGAACUCAAAGGUCUCAAAAAAGGAGCGGAAUGAAGACAAAAUAACAUCUGAGAGGAAGUGAAGACAUUUAUCACAUAUUAUUAUUGUAAUUGAACAAGCUGUACAUCAUCUGCUGGGUUUGGUGUGAAAGUCAACAAACUGUUAUGUGUGUCUUCAGCUAAAAACAGCAGUCAGACUCACAUGGUUAUAAGAAGAGAUGAAGUUCCCAUAGUAACAAAUGUGUCUGUCUCUUAUGUAGAAGUUAAAAUUAAACCACUUGUUUCUUGUGUUCUUUUUGCUUGUGUGUGAAUGUUGUUUGAAAGAAAAGAGCAACUGCAGCUCAUUUCUUUUAGACAGCAGGUUGUCACCGUGGUCUACCGCUAAUGUAAAUGUGUUACAUUGCUUUGUUUUCCAAACCAGAUGAACCAAAUUUGUGGUAAGCAGUGAAAUACACCUGCAACGUUUACUGGGCAUGUCUCUAUGUGAAGUUUGGUCUAGUGCACAGACUAAAUAUCUGGUGGCUUAUUUUAUGUUGCAGCAGCUGUUCAGUAAAGUAAAGAAAAUAAGCUUCUUUUUUUUGUUUGUUUUUUUUUAUUUGUCAGACUUUGUAAAAGCAGAAGUGAGAAGAGGAUAUGAUUUAGAUGCUGAGGUGGAGCUCAGCUUAUUUCUGCUUGACCUUAACUGUUUGUAGUAUAUAUGAUAGGCCUCAAAAGGUCACUUUCUGAGCUACUACUACUAAGAAGGAUAAAAAUUAGCCUUUAUUUAAUCUUUCUUUCUUCUUUAAAAAAAUUCACAAAGCAGGGAAGUAAAUAGAAUUUUGUGACUUUAUAAGUCUUCUUAAAAGAUACAAAGCUUCAUCACGUUUCAUGGUGAACUGCAAUAUGGAUUGUAACAAUGUAAUAAUUUAUCAAGCAUAUUUAAAAUAUUUCAGUCAUAUCAGCAAAUUUAAAUAUGCAAAGUAUUACCAUUACUUUUUUAUAAUCAAUUAUCUCUUGGAAUUUAGACAUUACAGAAAUGUGUGUUGUUCAUGUUAAAAAAAACAUCCUUUCUAAUUCCACCAUGUAUGUGCCAAUAUGCUACAAGUUACGAUACUCUAUAUGCUGAAGCCCUCAGUGCCAGCCUGAGGCUGUACCUGAAUCAGAUGAGUUAAAGACUCAACUUUCUCUGCCAUUACGAGCUGCUGGCACUGACACUGAACUAAGUAAAACCUCCAUUGAAGAAAUAUUGAAAUCAACUCAAAGUCAAACUGUGUGUAACUUUAUUUCUGCCAGUGUUGUAAUGCUGGUUGAUUUACUGCAGGGGGAAGACUGAACACAUCCAAUAUUAUUGCAUAAUUUAAAAACAAUAUGUUUAAUAUAUUUUGAUCAGAAAAACACAUUUAAAUCUGCCUGUGUCCUUUAUACAAGAUAAAUAAUCUCUGCAGACACAUUGAGUGAGACCACGCCUCAGAGCACAGCUGUCACCUCAUCUUACAGACUCUUUUCAUAGUUGUGAUUGUGGUUCUGCUGCUGUUCUUCACUGAUAGAAAGUCAAAGCUAGACCAACUAACUUGUGUUCACCUAUGUGUUAGUGUAAUUGCCAUGAAGCGGACAAUAGUCCAUGCAAUUGUGAAAAAUAGAGCAAUAAAACCAAUUAUUAUCCCAUCAUACUUCUUGUAGUUAAUGAAUAACUUAGUGAUUCAUUCACUGGUAAUAGUGACUGUCUCAAGAAAUGAACUGGUUGAUCUGUUGUUUCUACAAAUACCUUUUUUCA